Messenger RNA from Talaromyces proteolyticus, 1629 nucleotides. RefSeq names its product putative carboxylesterase. The record is from RefSeq and is a predicted model, not a curated record. The transcript is spliced from 4 exons. The coding region runs from base 1 to 1629 and encodes 542 amino acids. NCBI's taxonomy places the organism in Eukaryota, Fungi, Ascomycota, Eurotiomycetes, Eurotiales, Trichocomaceae.
AUGGACACUCUAUCCCGCUCUCCCAGCAUCCUCCAUCUCGGCACCCAUGGAUUCAUCCAAGGCUCACUUAUCCGCGAAACAUUAACGCCAGCCCACACCCGAGAUGUUGAGAAAGCCUCAGACGUCUUUCUAGCUCGAUACUACGGCGGCGUGCGAUACGCGCUUCCGCCGCAGAAACGAUGGCGUCUGGCGCGCCCACUCCCGCCUGAUUAUGUAUAUGGCACCGAGACCAGCCCGGCGCAGUGCGAGGGUCCGGCUGUGCUCUGCCCUCAGGAGGACUCUGGGACCGAGGGUGCUAGUGAGGACUGCUUUCAGUGUAUUGUGUGGACGCCUGUGGGUGAGCCGCCGGAGGGAGGAUGGCCGGUUAUAUUUUAUAUUCAUGGAGGCUUUCUGCAGUUCGGUAGCCCGAAUGAUACCAACGUCGUUCGGCUUUUGGGCGAGACGGAUCUCAAGUGUGUGAUUGUCGCGCCUGUGUAUAGAGUCGCUGUGCUCGGGUUUUUGAGUUCUCUAGAGUUGGAGAAAGAUGCCGCGACAGUAAAUCAACCUUGUGGAAACCAGGGCUUUUGGGACCAGAGAAUGGCCCUCGAAUGGACUCGCGAGUAUGCUCAUUUUUUUGGCGGUAACGUGUUGAAUAUUACGGUGGCAGGGUACUCUGCAGGAUCCUACUCAGUUUUCCAUCAGCUCGCCCAUGAUUUAUAUUUACCCACAGACCAGAGUGUUAUCCGACAGGCGAUUAUGUUUUCCAACGGGCCCGGCGUCCAGCCUAAAUCUGCGGCCGGCGCGCAGGAGCAAUUCGACGAGCUUCUUACGGUGCUUGAUAUCCCUCUGGACACACCGCAUGCAGAGAAGCUAUCCAUCUUGAACAACAUCCCAGUGACAAAGCUGAUUGACGCAAGUCUGCGCGUCCAGCACCACCAAUACCGGCCGUGGAAUGACGGGCACUUCAUCUCCAAAGAACUGUUUUAUGACAUCGACAAUGGCGCCUUUGCGCAACGCAUGAUUGAGCGCGAUGUCCGGCUGAUGAACGGCGAGUGUCGCGACGAGCACUUUGUCUACGGCACCUGGCACACGCCGACCAACUCCCUCGCAGCACUACGCCAGCGCCUCGAAGCAGACUACCCGCCUGACGUCUGCGACGCGCUGGUCAACCUCUACUACCCGUCGGGCCAGCUUCCCCCCGACUGCACAGAUUGGCAAGACGCCUUUGGCCGGAUCUACGCUGACAUUCAGGUGCACAUGCUCGAACGGGGUUUCGCCAACGCGCUCUGCCGCGCCGGCGCCUCGCACCUGCUGUACCGCUAUCGUAUCGAAUACCGGGUCAAUUGCGUUGCGCUGCCGCCUGAAUGGGGCGUGACGCACUCGUCCGACUUGGCCAUGUGGCUCUGGGGUAAUGGGGCGAGGUUGGAGGAGCACGAGAAACUUAUUGUCAAGGCCGCGUUGAUUGAUCCGCUGGUACAGUUUGUGAAUCGCUCGGAUGUGCAGUGGACAGAUGGUGUACACAUACAGCGGGUAAGGAGGUUGAGGGAUGAUGGAGUGGUUGAUGUUUGGAUGGAUGAGAUGUGGGAGAAGGGGGUGAGGGUUUGGGAGAUGGUGAGGAGAUCGCAGGGUGGGCGUAUGGCGAAGCUGUAG